AUGCCGUGUUCGGCCGCACGUGCUGCAGCAGUGUUCUACCCCAUUACGCAGUCCGUGUGCAAAGCCAGCGGAUCAGAUCCUCAUCAGGGAACCGCAUCCAAAUGCGGCAAGUUCCUGGUGGAAUGCUGCUACCAGGCAACAGCAACUUCGUCCUGCAUGUUUCUCACCGGUGCAGCACAGAACUACUUUGUGCUGAAACUGGCGGAGGAGGUGGGAGUUGUGAUCGAGCAUCCUUUCCAGAGCUGGUUCAGAGCCGCCCUUGCUCCGGCCCUCGUCUCAUUUCUCAUGACGCCGCUGAUUGCCUUGCGCUUGAUGCCGCCAGAGUCGCGGACGACGCCCGACGCUCCGAAGGUAGCACGCCAGCAGCUGGCAGCCAUGGGCCCCGUCUCGGAUGACGAGAAAAUCUUUGGUGCCUUGAUGAUGUGCAUGGUGUGCCUAUGGGCAACCACAUCCAUUCUUCACAUUCCGCCCGUGGUUACAGCGCUGUGCGGCUUCGCGGGCCUUCUUCUUACCGGUGUUCUAACCUGGGAGGACUGUGCAAGCAACAAGGCAGCAUGGAGCACCUUCAUCUCCUUUGCAACAUUGGUUGGUCUUGCAGAGAUGUUGAAAGCUUUGGGAAUUGUGGAGUGGUCAUCUUCUGUCGUGACGUCGCACAUAACUGCCGCAGGGCUGACUCAGGUGAAUGCCUUUCUCAUUAUCGUCGGAGCCUACUGGGCCGUGCACUAUCUUUUCGCCUCCCAGGUGGCACAUGUAUCUGCUCUUUUCCAACCUUUUCUCGUCAUGUUGGUUCAGACUGGAACUCCGCCAGAUGCGGCUUUCUUUGCUCUGGCCUUUGCCUCCAAUCUCUUCGCGACAUUGACGCCCUAUGCCUGA
Symbiodinium sp. CCMP2592 is the source of this 873-nucleotide messenger RNA. The record is from the annotation of a GenBank genome assembly. Lineage: Eukaryota; Dinophyceae; Suessiales; Symbiodiniaceae.